GGAGAAAGAGAGCCCAAAGCGGAGUUCGAAAAGAGCGACAGACGUUUAAUUAAUAUCACUUGGAAAUCAGAAUCUGAAUCAGAAUCGGACAAAAGACAAACUCCGCAGAACAGGAAAAGAUGUCGAAGUUUCUGGGCGUGCCGCUGAAGAAGCCGUCGGAGGUGGACGUGGUCAAGCCGCUGAACAACCUCAUCCAGAGCACCUACAACGGGGCUACGGAGGAGGAGAAGGGAAAAUAUGCAGAGGCCGUAUCCGAAUUUUCGAAACAACGCAAUACGGCGAUUUGGAAAUUCUUCGAGAAGUACGAGGCUUCACUGGAGAUUGUUUAUGCCUAUUAUGACCAGAUCUGCGCGCUGGAAACCAAGAUAUCGGUUAGCGAACUGCAGAUACCCUUCAAGUGGAAGGAUGCCUUCGACAAGGGCUCCAUUUUCGGGGGCAAGAUCAGCCUGACCCACACCUCCUUGCUCUACGAGAAGGUAUGUGUCCUCUUCAACAUUGCCGCCCUGCAGAGCAGCAUCGCUGCCAACCAGCAGUUGGAUUCGGAUGAGGGCCUCAAAUUGGCCAUCAAGUUGCUACAGCAGAGUGCCGGCAUCUUUCAAUACUUGAAGGGAGCCACUCCAGCGGCGGUGCCCUCUGAGCCCACGCCCGAUCUCAGCCAAGAUACGCUGACCGUACUGCAAGCUCUGAUGGUCGCCCAGGCCCAGGAGGUGUUCAUCCUGAAGGCCAUUAAAGAUAACAUGAAGGACCAGAUCAUCGCCAAGCUGUGCUGUCAGGCGGAGGAGUUCUAUGCCGAUGUGCUUCGUGCCAUGCAAAAGGAGUCUGUGCGCAGUCUGUGGGAGAAGGAGUGGAUACCCACAGUGGCUGGAAAGCAGGCUGGCUUCCAUGCCCUCACCCAGUUGUACCAGAGUCUCGUGUGCCGCGCCUCCAAGAAGAUUGGCGAGGAGAUCGCCCGCUUGCGCAACGCCAUCGAUCUUUUCAAGGCGGCUCAGUCCCGUGGCGGAAACGAGACCUACUUGGAUGAAUACUUUAGCCGCGCCAAGCGCAAUCUGGCCGAGUCCACCAAGGACAACGAGUUCAUCUACAACGAAAUUAUUCCAGAUCUGAGCACUUUGGCCUCCCCGGGAAAGGCACAGUUGGCCAAGCCACUGCCCAUCGGUGUGCCCAUGGCCGGAAACUUCAAGGACAUCUUUACUGGCCUGGUGCCGGUGGAGCUUCAUCGCGCUCUCACCGCCUCCGAUAUGCGUCGCAAUGAGAUCGUCAAUGUUGAGAUCAUGAAGCUACGCGAGUCCACCCAAACUCUGAACGCUGUCCUGGCAAGCUUGAAUCUUCCAGCUGCCGUUGAGACAGCCGAUGGCAACAGUGGGCUUCCACCGUCGCUAAAGGAAAAGGCCGUGGAAGUUCGCCAAAAGGGAGGCAUUGAAAACAUACAGACGCUGCUGAAGGAUCUUCCCGAGCUACUGAACCGCAACCGCGAGAUCCUAGACGAGACCGAAAGGCUUUUGGACGAAGAACGCGACUCUGAUAACCAGUUGCGGGCACAGUUCAAGGAGCGUUGGACUCGCUUAAGCUCCGAAAAGUUGGCCGAGAUGUUCCGCACCAACGCCAAGAAAUACCGCGAGGUCAUCACCAAUGCCAUUGAAGCCGACAAGGUGGUUCGCCAGAAGUUCGAGGCCAACCAAAAGGGCAUCCAACUGCUGUCCUUGCCACCCGAUCAAAUCCAGCAGUCCCUUCCCUCAGCCAGUGGCAGUGUAGAUCCCAACUGCUCCAGCGUGCAGCGUCUCAAGAAGCUGAUGGACGACGUUGAGACUAUUAAAGCGGAGCGCGAGGCCAUAGAAUCGGAGCUUAAGGGAACCACGUUCGAUAUGAAGGACGAGUUUUUGAUUGCUUUGCAGAAGGAUGGUGCUAUCGAUGAGCCCGCUCUGUCAUUGGCUCGCAUUGGCCAAGUGCUCAAUCCCCUACAACAGCAGGUGCGUGAGAGCGUGGAGCGCCAACAGACACUGGUUGCCGACAUCCAGAGCGCCCACGGUGACUUCGUCGCCGAGACGGGAAGCUGCGGCAGUUCGCGGGACACUCUGUACCAGGAACUGGCCAGCGCUUACGAUAGCUACAUUGAGCUUUCUGGAAACCUACAGGAGGGUACCAAGUUCUACAAUGACCUUACACAGCUGCUGGUCGUAUUCCAGAACAAGAUCAGCGACUAUGUGUUCGCCCGCAAGACAGAAAAGGAGGAGCUGCUCAAGGAUCUGACCACGGAGUCCAGUCGCCAGGCUUGUCCGGCCACUCCGGCACUGCCCUCGCAUUACGCUUCUACAUCGGGCAGUGGCAGCGAUAUCCCACCUGGUUCUGCACCCGGUGCGCCGCCUAUGGCAUCGACAGCCAACAUUCCGUAUCCGGCCCAGGUGCAAGGCAUGCCCGUUCCGUAUGGAGCCCAGCCAGGUGUGCCAUAUCCCGCCUAUGUGCCCGCGCCAAUGCCACAGAGCUUCAACCCUUACGGCACCUUGCCGUAUCCUGGAACCUACCAGUACCAAGGGUUCCCGCAGGGACCUCCACCCGGCCACUAUGGAACCUAUCCCGGCAGCUAUGCCAACCAACAGGGCGGCUAUCCCAACCAGAAGCCACCGGGCUGGUAAAUGGCCCUGUAACCUACCAAGUUCAUGUCCACAUGUGCACAGCAUGUUCCGCCCAAGGGUCAAUCGCAUGGCAGAGCCUCAGAUGCGUCUGGAUGGUGGAGAGGCAGGAUGGAUGGUAUUCGGCAUUUAAUGCUCCUUAUUCUGGUUCUGUUUGGAAAUUGUAUCAUACAUGUUGAUGACUUAUUGGAUUUUAAUCUCAUAUAUGCAACAAUAUUAUCACGCAUCUUAGUAAACGUUUUGUCAAAA
Drosophila subpulchrella is the source of this 2876-nucleotide messenger RNA. It is a transcript of the gene ALiX, whose product is annotated as programmed cell death 6-interacting protein. Bases 120 to 2630 code for a protein of 836 amino acids. The transcript has 6 exons. Gene Ontology annotation, cellular component: endosome. Gene Ontology annotation, molecular function: protein binding. NCBI's taxonomy places the organism in Eukaryota, Metazoa, Arthropoda, Insecta, Diptera, Drosophilidae. Gene Ontology annotation, biological process: mitotic cytokinesis. The record is from RefSeq and is a predicted model, not a curated record.